Messenger RNA from Drosophila ananassae, 5325 nucleotides. Its product is annotated as axoneme-associated protein mst101(2). The transcript has 2 exons. Lineage: Eukaryota; Metazoa; Arthropoda; Insecta; Diptera; Drosophilidae. The coding region runs from base 777 to 5201 and encodes 1474 amino acids. The record is from RefSeq and is a predicted model, not a curated record.
UAGUAAGGCCGUGGUAGAAAUCGAAGCUAAAAAUCAAGAUUUAGAAGAGGCUCAAGGAUGGGAAAAUAUCUGUUUAUUUUGCGGAAGGAGAUUGUCGGAAUAAGCCCGGAACUCCACCAAUGAGGAACACUUCAAGGAAGAAAGCUGCCGUCACCGCUGCCAUCUUUUCUAGAAGACUAUAACGACCGAUUAUCGCGACAGAACUAUAACGACAGGAAUAGCUUUAACGUGGGGAUUGUUCUGAGUAGUUAUGAAGCAAUCCAGCAAGAUGACAACUUUGGCCCAGAAAAUGGCAACGAUCGUCAAGACCGCUAGACGCUAGUUGGUGCAGUUUAGCUUCCGGCGUUCCAUAUCGCACAGGCACCAUGGACUGCAUCAACUGGAUGCCAGUUGUCUCGACGCUCGCUGCCAUCGUCUGGGCCGUCCUGGUAGGUCAUCAUGUGAUGUCGCUGUCGGUUAUCGUUUGGUGUUCGGACUGAUGAUGUGUGUGGGCUGAUGACGGAGAACCUUCUGAUGCCAGGAUACGGAUACCUCACAUCUCCCGCCCUGCCUGUCUGCCCGUCGACCUGUUUUGCUCCAUUGCUUGAGAUUGAAUUCGGUUGUCAUGUUGUCAUGAGAUUUCUAUCAUUUUGAUUACUUUUAUAUUAAAAUCUCCCGUAACUGCCCCCACGAAAACUUGGCCUUUUUGUUUUUGUUUUUAAGUGCAACCAUCGAAAUUGUUUGGCAAUCGUAGCGCCCUGAAGGAAUCACCCCCAGCCUUGGUGUCACCUCUCGGCAUGCUCCGCCGGUGCAUCGGCAGGCAGAUGCAGUGUCUGCUGGCUUUUCCCCGACCUCCCCCUCUCAUACAGGCCACCUCCUGUUGCCAGCGAUACAUAUCGCGAGGGCCGUUCUUCGGUCCGAGCUUCUUUCAAGGUCAGAUCAAGUGGAUCGAGAAAAAGCGACCGCCCCUCGGUCCGCUGCAGUUUGACCCCCCGAUGUCCUGCGACAUCCUCUGCACGGAUGUGAACGAGCCGGGUCCAAGCGGGGUUAGUAAGCAAGUCAGACAGGUCCAGCAGCGCGUAUGCCUUGUCGGCCAAGUUCGUAGACUGAGUGACAAAGGACCUGCUGGUCCCAAAAAAGUCUCAGUCUGCAUGUUUAGCCGAAAGGGUAAGCUGUACCACAAGGACAACGACAAGAAAACAAUGGAAACCUGCCUGGACAAGCGGAACAAGUGCUUGUGCGACAAAUGGCGGCCACGUCCCAGACCCAAAAAGCGCAAAAAGGAGAAGAACAUAAGGAAGCGCUUGGAGGAACUAAUGGAGGAGGGUCCAGAAAGAUCUUUUGAAAACGAACAUCUCAAGCUAACUGCCCCGAAAAAUUCCAAUGAAAGACAUCCAUCCAGGUCCCAGUCCGAUGACAGCGAUUCGUAUUACGAUUGUGAGGAGCCGAAGUUCACGAUCAGUAAUUUUAUAAACAUGCUCCGAGAAAAGUCCGAGGAGAUUAAGGAUCAACUGCGCGAGGGAAAACUGGCCGAUCAUCGAAGAAGAAACCAACAGGAAGAUGAGCUUAUUUUAAAAUACAAGGACUUGUACGAAAAGGAAAUGGCGAAAAAGGUCAGAUCGUGUGAUGGUUCGUCUGUUACGAAUCCUCCACCUAUACAGAAAGAACCACCUCAAUCGGUGAGCAACCCAAACCUCGAAGAGCCCCCGAAGAGCCAAGCCUGUGAGACAGAAGAGCCAAGAGCUUGUGAGACAGAAGAGCCCAAAUCGAUCCUGAGGCCCACUUCACAUCAAUUCGAGACAAGAAAGCAGGUUAAAUUAGACCAAUUGGUUAAUUACGUUAGGGAGAAGAACAAGGAAGCUAUGAACAACCUAAAGGGAUGUGACAAAUUAAUCAAGGAGUGCGAGUGCCAAGUUCAGGGACUGGCUUCCGCUCAAAAUUCCAAAAAACCUGAGUGUCCUGAAGCAGCAAAUAAAGAAGGUAAGCAUCCCUAUCCUAAUUACGUAGUAAAAUACGAACGUUAUUGGCCAAAAUCCAAAGCAGCGAAUCAUAAGCAGGAAAAGAAUGAACCCUGUAACAACGAUACUCCAAGGGCACAAAUUUCCGACUCAUCCAAUAGUGAAAAAUAUAAAAUCGAUAUGGCAGAUUUCAAGGGAAAACUAGAGAGAUGUGAGAGACUUCAGGUUCAGAUAGCGGACAUGGUAUCCAAGUGCAUCAGCCUGGUCAUGGGAAACGUAGAGAAGGAGCCCCAAGCAUCUUCCCCAAAGAAGAGUGCCAAGAAGGAAGAUGAUCAUUCCUUCCGUUAUCAGCGGAACUGCAAUGAACCAAUUCAGUCAACCGACGCUAUUGGCACCACGAAAAGUUCCGACAAGAGACUCGGUGGCAAGGAGACCUCCAUUCUAAAAAGCCCCGAAACGACUUCUUCCAUCAAGAGGAUCCACGCCAAGCUAUAUUCUUCUCAGAAGGUCGACAAACCUCCCUCACAAUAUCUGACGCAACAGGUCGAUAAUAUAAUCAGGCAGUGCGAGGACUUGAAAAAUGAGUUCGAAAUGAGGUUGCAUUCGACCUUUUCGAAGAGUUCCGUACCAAACGCGGGUUCUAAUAAAGCUUUCCGAAAACAAAGUCCUGUAGAAAUGGAAAUGAGAAGACGGUGCACAUUGGACGCUUUGAAAAAGAAAUGUGAAGACGCGGCAAUAAAGAAAGAAGCGGGUAAUGAUGAAGAGGACGAUGAAGUUGAAGUCUUGAGGAAGAAACAAGCCGAACUGAAAAAAAGACUGGAAAAAGCCAAGCUUAAAAAACAAUGUGCUCUAAUCCGUAAGGCGAUCGAAGAGUCCGAAGACGACAAUCUCCAAGGACCAAGUGAAGUGACAUUUUUGGGAGAAUGCAGAGCGGCACUCAAAAGUAGAUUCGCAAGAGAGGAUCAGAGAAGGAAAUGGGCGGAAAGCUAUUUAAGAGAAAAAAUUGAAAAGAUAAAAAGAUUCGAUCGCUCCCUUUCUUCGAAGAGGAGUCCCACGCAGCUCGGCUUUACCCAGAAAUCUUCAAUUGAACUUAAGAAGAAUCAAGUAGAUCCUGUGAUGUCGAAGAAAUGCGACGAAGAAGAGUUUAUAAAGAAAUCUGCUGAAGAAGACUUCAAAAAGAAAGUUGCCCAGAAAGACUUGAAGAAGAAAUGCGCAGAGGAAGAGUUGAACAAGAAAUGUGCCGAGGUAGAGUUGAAGGAGAAAUGUGCCAAGGAAGAGUUGAAAAAUGAAUGUGCCAAAAAAGAGUUGAAGAAGACAGGUACCCGGGAAGAGUUGAAGAAGAAAUGUGCAGAGGCAAAGUUGAAGAAGAAAUGCGCUGAGGAAGAGUUGAAGAAGAAGUGUAGCGAGGAAGAGUUAAAAAAGAAAUGUGCCGAGGAAGCUUUAAAGAAGAAAUGCGCUAAGGAAGAAUUGAAAAAGAAAUGCGCAGAGGAUGAGUUGAAAAGGAAAUGCGCCGAAGAAAAGUUGAAGAAGAAAUGCGCCGAGGACGAGUUGAAGAGGAAAUGCGCCAAAGAAGAGUUGAAAAAGAAAUGCGCUGAGGACGAGUUGAAGAAGAAAUGCGCCGAGGAGAAGUUGAAAAAGAAAUGCGCUGAGGACGAGUUGAAGAAGAAAUGCGCCGAGGAAAAGUUGAAGAAGAAAUGCGCCGAGGAAGCUUUGAAGAAGAAAUGUAGCGAGGACGAGUUGAAGAAGAAGUGCGCUGAAGAAGAGUUGAAGAAGAAAUGCUCGGAGGAAGAUUUGAAAAAGAAAUGUGCAGCAGACGAACGAAAAAGGAAAAAUGAAGAGAUGCAGUUGAGGUUAAAGUGCUUUGAAGCGAAACUAAAAAAGAAAUGCGAAAAAAUAAAGAAUGAUGAGCUGAAAGAGAAGAACACUGAAGAGAGCUUAAAAAACAAAGGUCGCGAAGAAGAACUUAAGAAAAAAGACAAAGAAAGUUCCCAAGAAAAACUAAAAACGAAAUCUGCCAAAGACGAGAAAAAGAAGAGGGCAGAAGAGGAAAAAAAGAAACUCUACAAAGAAAAAGAAAAUAAUAAAAGCACCGAAAAAGACUUUAAAAAGAAAUGUGACCAAGCAGCACUUAAAGAAAAAUGCGCUGAAGAAGAAUUGAAAAAGAAAUGUGCCGAAGAAGAAUUGAAAAAGGAAUGUGAAGAAGAAGAAAUGAAAAAGAAAUGUGCAGAAGAAGAAAUGAAAAAGAAAUGUGCAGAAGAAGAAUUGAAAGAGAAAUGUGCAGAAGAAGAAUUGAAAAAGAAAUGUGCAAAAGAAGAACUGAAAAAGAAAUGUGCAGAAGAAGAAUUGAAAAAUAAAUGCGCAGAAGAGGAGAAAAAAAAGAAAAGAGCGGAAGAAGCACUGAAAAAGAAAUGUGCCGAAGAAAAAUUAAAAAAGAAAUGCUCUGAAGAAAUGAAUAAGAAGAAACUUUCCGAAAAAGAGGUCAAAGAGAAAUCUGACAAAGAGGAACUUAAGAAGAAAGGCAAAGAGGAAGACCUUAAGAAAGAAUCAGAAGAAAAACCAAAGACCGCUGCACUAGGAAUAAGAAACAAGGAAAAUGAUUGCAGUGAGAUCUACAAAGAUUCGCAAAUUCAGGAGAAUCGGUUGAUGGGAGAACUGAAAAGAUGGUGGGAGGAAGUUGACCGAAAUACAAAGAAUAUCGGUGGCGUGCCGCUGAACGAACACGAAAGUGAGGAGAUUCAUAAUUGGCUGAAGAGGCAAAAGGAGAAGGACACCCAGGCCGGCAAGGCCAAGCCAAGGUGCGCUGGUCCUAAGGACAAGGGCACCCUGAAGCUCCAGAGCCUGGACGGCAUUUUUCUGACAUCGGGCCUAACGAGCAACCGAGCGCCCUCGAGUCGCGGCCUGCUGGACGCCCUGUGCGAUCCUUUGCCCAGGCUGAGAAAGAGGGUUCAUCGAAACCCCUCCGGCUUCCCUCCUCUAACUGAAAAUAUCAUUGGUUCUGGCUGUGGCCAUGGCAUCAUACAACAUCCCGAGCCUUGUCGGAUUCCUUUGCUGGGGCCGAACAUCUUUGUGCGCCAGAUACUGCCACGUCUGAAGCCGCUGAGUAUUAACGGCAACCUGAGGGUUUACUGGCUCGACGCGAUGUUCUCGUCGACCACAUUUAGCAGGAGAGGCUACACCAGGGACGAAUCAGGUAGAUAUUCGUCCUUGGUGUGGCCCUAUGCUACAUUUGGUGGCACGAACUCCGACGACGAGUCUCAGAAAUAAUUCAAAAGUGCUUCGAACAACGCUCAUUGCCAACGUCAAAAAUUGCAUUGUUUUACCUCAAAAAAUGGAAACAAAAACACUUAAAUUUAAAUUAAAACUAAAUAAAAGAUAUAUUUUGUGGUAA